Molecule: messenger RNA, 465 nt
Organism: Aspergillus japonicus CBS 114.51
Lineage: Eukaryota; Fungi; Ascomycota; Eurotiomycetes; Eurotiales; Aspergillaceae
Product: aspartate/glutamate racemase family protein
Exons: 3
Coding region: 1-465 (154 amino acids)
Molecular function (GO): racemase and epimerase activity, acting on amino acids and derivatives
Source: RefSeq, a predicted model, not a curated record
AUGCAGACGAUCGGCAUUGUCGGGGGCAUCGCAUGGCCAAGCUCGUUGGUCUACUACAGGACUAUCAAAGAGCACUACAGAGAGCGCACCAACAGCAUUGAAAGUCGUGGUCCAUGUCUAGUCAUGGUACAGACAGACUUUGCGGUGAUUGAGAAAGCUCAAAGGGAAGGCGACUGGGAAAGAGUCGGAAGGAUCCUCACUGGGGAAGUCCCGACGCCCAAAGCAGAUGGGGCCACAGCCGCCGAAUACAUCAUGAAUAACGUGGAUCUUCCGAUGUUGCACAUUGUGGAUGCCAAUACGCAGGAGGUGGUGGAGUGCGGCCAGCAGUACGAACUCAAUGUUUUGGUAGCCCAGGGAGAACACGAGGAGAAUGUUGACAAUGCUUUGUAUGGGGAGUUGACCAGAAAUGUCUUUCGGGCGGCGAUCGCCGAUCUUGUCGACCAAGGAGCGGAACUGCGACAGUGA